AGGGUGAGGUGGGAUGUGCAAGCAAUCCGGGUGGGAUGUGCGAGUCAUCCUGAUUCCUGAGUUUGCCCUCGGCCUCCGCCGAUCCCUAUCCAUCCCGCGAGCGAGUAGGGCUUCGUCGUUCGUCCUGCUGCUUCCGCCGCAUCCAUCCUGUGAGCCUUGGUCUAUGCUAUGGUUCAUUUCAAGAAUAGGUACAUGGUGAUGGAGGCAUUCAUCGAUACGGCAGGCAAGGACCAGUCCGACCCUCUCAUUCUCACCCAGCUCAAUAGUACCAAAGCUAUCAGAGACAGCAUCCAGAUCAACUUUGGGGAGUGUGGCCUAGCAGCUUGUCUUGGGUCGUUGCAAGUGAAGUAUGUAAAUCCGAUAACGAAGCUUUGCGUGAUCCGAGUUUCCCGUGAAGAUCACCAGAAAGUGUGGGCUGCUAUCACCAUGGUGAGGAGCAUUGGGAAAAUCCCAGUUUCAUUCAAUCUGCGGGAUGUGAGUGGAAGUAUCAGGGCUUGCAAGAAGGCUGCGUUGGAGUGUGAAGAAGCAAAGUUUGAGUAUUACAAGCUGGCUGCUGGUGAUCGUAUCACGCCCAAGUUCGUGGAGACCAUGGAGAGCUGUUUUAACAAAGAUUAAAAGGAUUAGAGAGCUAAUGGAUUCUCAUGUAUCAUAUAUGUAUUCAUCAUUUCCUGUCAGUAUAGAAGAUUCAGACCCAGGGAUAAAACUGUAGGGAAUCAGGUAGACUAAAUUUUGUUUCGUCUGAUCUGUUACUCAUCGUCAUUGAGCUUGUUUUUCUCAAAUGAUGCAUAUUGAUUCAAAGAGCUUGUUACUCAUCGUCAUUCAAAGAGAUUUUCUUCA
Molecule: messenger RNA, 837 nt
Organism: Oryza sativa Japonica Group (Japanese rice)
Lineage: Eukaryota; Viridiplantae; Streptophyta; Magnoliopsida; Poales; Poaceae
Product: probable ribonuclease P/MRP protein subunit POP5
Biological process (GO): tRNA 5'-leader removal
Cellular component (GO): nucleolus; multimeric ribonuclease P complex; ribonuclease MRP complex
Molecular function (GO): ribonuclease P RNA binding; ribonuclease P activity
Source: RefSeq, a predicted model, not a curated record